Corylus avellana is the source of this 2547-nucleotide messenger RNA. Its product is annotated as type I inositol polyphosphate 5-phosphatase 8. NCBI's taxonomy places the organism in Eukaryota, Viridiplantae, Streptophyta, Magnoliopsida, Fagales, Betulaceae. Gene Ontology annotation, biological process: phosphatidylinositol dephosphorylation. The record is from RefSeq and is a predicted model, not a curated record. Gene Ontology annotation, molecular function: inositol-polyphosphate 5-phosphatase activity; phosphatidylinositol-3,4,5-trisphosphate 5-phosphatase activity; phosphatidylinositol-4,5-bisphosphate 5-phosphatase activity.
AAGUUUCUUUCAAGAGCUUUGACUUUACAUUGGUAUGCUCUCUCAUACCUCUCGGGGUUAUCGGGGGAAGUAUAACGUAUAAUUUCUAAGCUCGUCUCUUUCUCUUACUGUUUCAUAGAGGGCGAUUGACACAAUGAUCAUCUACAGCAAAACCCAGAUUAGUGUUGAAAAUGUUGAAACUAGCAGCCAUGCUCGGAGGUGAUGAACAGAUUCCGUCCGAGGAAGGUUCGAAAAGUCCACAAGGCAUAUCUAGUACUCCAUCUUCAUGUGAUUAUAGCGUGCAUGGACUGGAUUGUUUAGUGAGCUAUGGAGAUUAAGAACCAGAAGCCGAGAGCUCGAAGUCUUGGCAAAUGGCUUAAGUGGAAGCACAAGAGAGGUGACCCAUUUCAUUUGACUGAAGUUUCAGAUGGGGGUGAAGAUCAGAGUGGUGAUUACUUGGAUAAUGUUCUUGUUCGGUCGACGGAGAAUGAUCCAUGCAUUUCAAUCAAUGAAUUAAGAAUCUUUGUGGGUACUUGGAAUGUUGCUGGAAGAUCUCCAAUAGGAAGUCUAGCUGUAGAUUUGGACGAGUGGUUGAAUCUAAAAGAUGCCGCCGACAUGUAUGUUCUUGGAUUUCAGGAGAUUGUACCUUUGAAGGCCCGAAAUGUAUUAGGUGCGGAAGACCCAACUGAAGCAACAAAUUGGAACAUGCUUAUAGGGAAAACUCUGAAUAACAAAUAUGGAUGCCCUUGGUUGACACCGAUGUUGAAUAUAAUCUCAAGUGAGGAUUACAACUAUGUUGGAAGCCCCGACUUGAGCAGAAGGAAAAGUGUUGGCAGCCGUAUUGGCACUCCAAUGAGAGAGAGAACAAGGAAUCAACAUGAGAAGCUAAACGGAAGCAGUAAGUACAAGCUAAUGGCAAGCAAGAAGAUGGUUGGAGUCUUUGUAAGUGUGUGGAUGAAAAGGGAAUUGCUCAGGAAGUAUUGCGUUUCAAAUGUGAAAGUCUGUUCAGUUGCUUGUGGCAUCAUGGGUUGUUUGGGAAAUAAAGGUGCGGUUUCUGUUAGCAUGUCAAUUGAAGGUACUAGUUUUUGCUUCAUUGCUGCCCACUUGGCUUCUGGUGAGAAAAAAGGCGACGAAGUCCGAAGAAAUCACCAAGUCUCGGAGAUUUUCAGGCGAUCUUCUUUCAGUCGAUCCCAAAAAAACGAUAACAGUUCUCCUCCUCUCACCAUCUUAGGACAUGACCGGAUAUUCUGGUUUGGGGAUCUCAACUAUAGGCUAUGCUUGGAGGACAGUUUUGCUAGGCAGCUGAUAAAGAAGCAAGACUGGAUAGCGUUGAAAGAGUUUGAUCAGCUCCGAAAGGAACAAGAAGAUGGAAGAGUAUUUCAGGGUUGGAAAGAGGGAAACAUAGAUUUUGCACCAACAUACAAGUAUUCUUCCUCAAAUCAUAAUCGUUACUCGGGUGGCCUUCCAAGCAGAUCAGGAGAGAAGCAAAGGACUCCAGCAUGGUGUGACAGAAUUCUAUGGUAUGGGAGAGGAACAAGACAAUUAUCCUAUUUUCGCAGUGAAAGUAAGUUCUCUGAUCAUCGACCUGUCUCUGCCCUAUUCUCUACACAAAUAAAGCUGUUGAGUCUACCAGUCCAGGAGUUAUUGCAAUGCACACCAUUUUUCCCACCAUAAGGCCUCCCAAUCAAAGUGGACUGAGUGACACAUGAUUAAGUGGCUAAAUCAAUUCCUAUAGUUGAUUGUAAAGGAUAUUGAAGCAUCACCAACACAGAUGCGUAACUGUAUGUCAAACAGAAUGGAUACAGCUGGCCUAUGUAGCUGCAGGCUGGCUUCUCCAGAUAUGCUAUUGUCUCAGUCUUCUACUAAUUUCUCCGUUUUCUUUGGGAUCCUUAUUUUUUUCGCAAUGGAAACUAGAUCUGAUAGAUGAAAAUCAUGAAAUGUAAAGAAUUGGAAUGUCUUAAUAGGGAAUUAUCCGGCGAAACAUAGGGCAUGAGGGUGUGAACAUUGGGAUUCUUUGAAACGUUUAUGGAAAUAAGCUGAAAGAAUAUUAAUGAAGCUUUAUAGCACAAAAUACAAUUCCAGACAACUAGCAUUUUUUUAUCACCUUUUGCACAAAAUGGGCAAUCGUCGUUCCUAGAACACAGGGCUUUUGUUCAACUUCUAGAGCCAGUUGUUUUCCAUAUGAACAUAAGUGCCAUGAAUGUGUAGACCCACAAGUUCUCAAUUAUAGUGUAUAUAUGAUAAGAUCAAUACUAUGAAUGCAGUGAUACCAAGUAGACUACUUACAAGGGAUCAGUUUGCUUCAUUUGCCUGAAGAAAUCCAUCCAGAGCCUCCACAUUAUCCAGAUGACACCUGGGACAUAUACAUCUCCUCUGCAGCUCCUCACCGAGAGAAGCACACGUCAAUUCCAAUUCAGAAGUCUGCUUGUUUCCAGUCAAAGAAACAUUCUUGGUACGUUGUGCUCAGAAACUAUGUUACUUGAUGUACAAGUGAAAUAGCUCAGACCACAAAAAAGAAAGCAUAGUUUCCUAUUAUAUGCUAAUUAAUUUUAAUUAAACAUUAAAGGC